Molecule: messenger RNA, 1852 nt
Organism: Ornithodoros turicata
Lineage: Eukaryota; Metazoa; Arthropoda; Arachnida; Ixodida; Argasidae
Product: U2 small nuclear ribonucleoprotein auxiliary factor 35 kDa subunit-related protein 2-like
Exons: 11
Coding region: 103-1821 (572 amino acids)
Biological process (GO): mRNA splicing, via spliceosome
Cellular component (GO): U2AF complex; spliceosomal complex
Molecular function (GO): metal ion binding; pre-mRNA 3'-splice site binding
Source: RefSeq, a predicted model, not a curated record
UCUUACUCAUCUCUCUUUCAUUAAGGGUUGGAACACGUAUAGAAUCGCACUUAGACUUUCAAGGGUCGUAUGAAGGGACGAUAGGGGCAAAGAAUUCGCGAAAUGCUUGGUACUCUUACGGGAUUGCGCGUUGCGAAAGAGUCCCACAGAAAGUUUCGUGCUUUGUUAAAGAAGACCCGUCGGAAACGUAUCCGCCAGAAAGCUGCUCAAGAGAGAGAUAGACUCAAAGCUUUACAGGAGGCCUCCAUUGCCUGCAUUCCCGGCUAUCGCGAGCAUUUGGAUGAACAGAGGCGAAGCGAAGCCCUUCAAGAGGAAUACAAUGAAAGAGAAAGGAAACGACAGCACCAGUUAUGGCUAGCAAGAGAGGCGAUUGCACAGCAAGAAUUUCAGAUAAGAAAAGCCGAAGACGAGGAACGAGCUCGAAAGAAGCAGGAGGCUAUCGAAGCACUCGAGAAAGAAAAUAAAAAGAAGGAAGAUGAGAAAAAUGAGGAGAAGAAGAAAGAGGAGUCACUGAAAGAAGCAAUUUCUAAGUUGCCUGAGGGAAAUGCAACGUGGCACAACCCACCUGCCCCUCCGAGUUAUGCAGAAGCACCAGAGAGGGAGACGUGUCCAUUCUAUACGAAAACUGGAGCCUGUCGGUUUGGAAACAGGUGCUCUCGAAAUCAUCCGCGACCAGAAGUCAGCAGAACGUUGCUGCUCCGCGGCAUGUACAACCAUUUCAGUAUUGGACAGCAGCAGCGUGACGACUACGAUGGGGACUCGCAUCUCGAGACUGAAGAACGAGACUUGCAGCAAGAUUUUGAGGCUUUUUACUGGGACGUGCUGCCCGAAUUACGUUCCGCUGGGCGUGUCAUCCAGUUUAAAGUGUGCCGCAACCACGAGCCACACCUCCGCGGUAAUGUCUACGUGCAGUAUCGGAGUAACGAGGAGGCCACAAGAGCACUGAUGAUGUUCAACGGUCGGUGGUACGCUGGCCGACAGAUUAGUUGCGAGUUCACGCUUGUGGACCGCUGGAAAUCUGCCAUCUGUGGCUUGUUCUUCAGAAACGCAUGUCCAAAAGGAAAGACCUGCAACUUCCUGCACGUGUUUCGCAAUCCAACGGACGAGUUCAAGUACGCGGAUCGUGAUGAGACACCACAUCGGUACUCUGGAUCGUCCUCCUACCGUGGACACGACCAUAGUCACCGCUAUCGACGGAGUCCUGGAAGCAGACGCAGUCCAGAGAGCAGACGGAGUCCUGGAAGCAGACGAAGUUUUGGAAGUAGGCGGAGCUCUGAGCGUCGCCACAGUCUCAAAAGAAGACGAAGUCGCGAGAGCAAGCGCGGUGGAGAGCAUAGACGUUCAGAACGAAAGAGCAGUGAGUCGUCACCCAAACAGGUCUCAGAACGCAAGGAGCAACGAAGUGAGAGGGGAGGUUCAGGACGCUGGCCAAGCCCAGAGGAGAGCCGUGGUCCAAUACACGAUCAAACAUCGGAAGAGGAAUGGAGCCCCAAGCUAUGCCAAAGCCAGAAACCAGAAAACGACUCGGAGGGUGGAAUGAAUACAGACAGACACAUUUCCGGUUCACCUGGUCAGAAGAGCUCCGGCCAGGUCGCACCCCCCACCGUACGAGAGAGGAGUAGUACUUCUGACUCAGGGUCUGACCACGGUGUUCGACAUCGACACAAGCACAAGAAGCACAAGUCGCGAAAGUAUUCGAAAACGAAGAAGAAGAAGAGGAAGCAUCGCCACAGGUCUCGAACAUUGUCGCCCGAAAGGAGAACAUCCCCAGAGAAAGGAGAAGAGAAUGGUGACAGCAAGAAUGCCCUCAUGCAAAGCUGAAUACUUAUUCAUUACAUCUGUUUCACAUGUG